UCCGAAGCCCCGCGGGUCAGUCCGCGCCUCGUAUCAUAUUCACAACCGCAAAGCGCAUGGCAAAGUGGCCAGCGACCACUGAUGUCUCCUAUGCUCGCGAGUUAUCAGGUCGUUCGCAAAUCGCGACCGUGAUCUGCCUUCCCGUCCUCCGCCGCUCCAUAUUAAAGCGCAAGCUGCAAGACCCAACCGAGAGUAGACUCGCUAGUAGCCAAGGCAAGUCACGAGCUCACGCACGCGUUUCUUGGUGAGGAGGAAUCGGCCGAAUUGUUUCACCAGAGCGCAGUAGUAAGCUUUAAGCAAGGCAUGUCGUGGUCGGAGACGGACGCCGCGCUGUUCGCGUCGGUGCUGGGGCGGGACGCCGCGCACCACCUGGCCACCACACCGCCGCACCUCGACGGGCCGGCAGCGCCCGAGCUCCAGGCGCGCCUGCACGACCUCGUCGAGCGUGGCGGCGCGUGGACGUACGGCAUCUUCUGGCAGGAGUCACGCGCCGGCGCCAGCGGCCGCGCAGUGCUCGGGUGGGGCGACGGGCACUGCCGCGACGGCGGGGCCCCGCACGAAGCCGCCGGGGAAGCCGGAGGCGCGGAGAGGAGCGUGGCGCGGAAGCGCGUGCUGCUGCGGCUGCACGCGCUCUACGGCGGCGGGGACGACGAGGGCGCCGACUACGCGCUCCGGCUCGACCGGGUCACCGGCGCCGAGAUGUACUUCCUGGCGUCCAUGUACUUCUCGUUCCCGGAGGGCGCGGGCGGGCCUGGCCGCGCGCUGGCCUCAGGACGCCACGUCUGGGCCACCGUGGACUCCCACCCGCUCGCCGCCGCGCCCGGGUGGUACGUCCGUGCGUCUCUGGCACGGUCUGCGGGCCUCCGCACCGUCGUGUUCCUCCCGUGCAAGGGUGGCGUUCUCGAGCUCGGCUCCGUCGCGGCCAUCUCCAAUACCCCCGAAGCUCUGAGCGCCAUCAAAUCUGCCUUCGCCGUUCAACCCGCGGCGCCUGAGGAAUGCAUGAGAAUCUUCGGCAAGAACCUGUCGCCCGGCAGACAAACGCCGUCAGUGCAGACCACGGGACUCAACACCAAUUGGGCGAAGCGGCUCGGUGGCCAAGCCACGCCGUCCGCCCCAGCCAAAAAAGAGAUGGCCAAACCGAAGCCCCCGGAGGCGCUCACUAGCCAGGCGGUUGGCGAGGGGCGGAGGCCGCAGAAGCGUGGGCGGAAGCCGGCGAACGGGCGGGAGGAGCCGCUGAACCACGUGGAGGCGGAGCGGCAGCGGCGAGAGAAGCUGAACCAGCGGUUCUACGCUCUGCGUGCCGUGGUCCCCAAGAUCUCCAAGAUGGACAAGGCGUCGCUGCUCAGCGACGCCAUCGCGUACAUCCAGGAGCUGGAGGACCGGCUCCGCGGAGGCGGCGCGGCGGGGGACCCUGCGCGCGCGGAGAGCCCGGCCGUCGAGGUGAAGGCAAUGCAGGACGAGGUGAUGCUGCGGGUGACCACGCCCCUGUACGCGCACCCCGUCUCCACGGUCUUCCACGCCAUCAGAGACGCCCAGCUCAGCGUCGUGGCGUCGGACGUGGCGGUGGCGGACGACGCCGUCACGCACACGCUCAUGCUGCGGUCGGCCGGGCCCGAGCGGCUGACGGCGGAGAUGGUGCUAGCCGCGAUGUCACGGGGGAUGAGCGGCACCACCCCCUCCCCGUGACUGUUUGAUUGUAAGUCGUAGCAGUACUCACCUCGUGCGUGCAACUGCCAACAACUGUUAGUGCUAGUUUUUCCUCGUGACUGCAUGCCACGUGGCAAUCCCCCUCUAAGAAAUGCAAUGCCGGGGCAGAGCCUUUUACUGUAGCAAUAUGACCUUGCGCUUUUAUAGUUAAAAGUAUACAAUAUUAAGAUAUAAAAUUUUAGAUACCUAUAAACUUUUCUAGAAAGAACGCAAGGUCAAAAUACUACAGUAAAAAUUGAUGACAAGUAAACAAAAAUAGAGGUAGUAAUUUAUAUAUUUAGAUAGAUCAUAAGUUGUAUGUACAUAAAUUAAGCCAGAGUUAACUGUUUGUGCUUUGUUUUUUAGACGCUGUACCAACAUCGUAGUUAACUUGACAGUGUUGUUGUUUUCA
This is a messenger RNA of Phragmites australis (common reed), 2098 nucleotides long. Its product is annotated as transcription factor MTB1-like. Gene Ontology annotation, molecular function: protein dimerization activity; transcription cis-regulatory region binding; DNA-binding transcription factor activity. The record is from RefSeq and is a predicted model, not a curated record. The transcript has a single exon. Gene Ontology annotation, cellular component: nucleus. Lineage: Eukaryota; Viridiplantae; Streptophyta; Magnoliopsida; Poales; Poaceae. Gene Ontology annotation, biological process: regulation of DNA-templated transcription. The coding region runs from base 304 to 1686 and encodes 460 amino acids.